AGAACCAAAAUUGGUCAAAAAGAAAUUUAAGAUACUAUUUUAUACCUAUAUCCUAAUAGGAGAGGGAUCAUGUGGAUUUUUUCGAUCAAAAUCCCUAAACCUACCCAAAGAAAAAAAAAUUAACUGCGAAAUCAUCAUAAACAAGAUGCAACUAAAUUCCAUCGAUCAAAUCAUUGUUCAAUAAAGGAGAAGUGAAUAUGAAUCAAGGUUCACCAAUAUAAUCGGCACCUCUGAUUUCGUCAACUCACCAAGUCCAGUUUACAGCUUAAUUUCAUAGCGGAUCAAAUCAACAGCAACUACGAUGAACAAGAGUACUCACUCAUGGCCUGCAGUUUGCCUAAAGAUGCAAUGGUGCAGAUACUCUUAAGACUUCCUGUUAAGUCGCUGCUCCGCUUUAGGUCUGUCUGCAAAUCAUGGUACAAUUUCCUCAAGAGCCCUCAUUUCAUUAAGUUGCACCUCACCCAUCAAAUUGCUUACAACAGAGAGAACUAUGGCUGCUUCCCUGACCUCUCUUUGCUCCAUCUUCAUCAAAUAUAUUUUAGUAACCCAUUGCCUUUACCUUUUGCUAUUGAGGCUAAGGACUAUGCAAAUUUUGAGUUUUACUACAAUGGUUUAAUAUGUUUGAUGAAGGAUAUCUAUAUGUCACCAGAAGUUAUCCUGUGGAAUCCUGCUACUCGGAAGUACAGGUGCAUCAAUGUACCUUCUGAGUGCUCCAGAUUUACGUAUCUAAAACUCGGUUAUGUUCAACAAAGCAAUGACUAUAAACUUUUGAAAGUCCCUUUUGAACCACGGAGUAAUGAUGAAGCGUCCAAAAUGGCUUGGGUCUAUACCCUGAGUUCAGGUUCAUGGAAAACUGUACCGUUCACCCUUCUUAGCCUAACUGUUGCAUGGGGACCUCAGAUUUCGCUGAACGGUUUUGUGUAUUGGCUGGCUACUUCAGCGGUGGAAUGUAUUAUCUGCUUUGAUUUGAUUAAGGACGAAUUCAAACUUGUAGACAUUCCUGAUGAUCGUGGAAUUGAACGUGAACAUGUUCAAAGAAGGCUUAUGGUUUUAAGGGGAUCUCUUGCCAUGAUGGUCUCCGUUGAGGAUGGUUCUAGGGAUACUGAGUUAUGGGUACUGAUGAAUAAAAGUGGCGUUAAACAAUACUCUUGGACUAAGAAAUUCAUUAUAGAACCUUUCUCCAAAGAGGCAAUCCCUUUGGGAAUCUGGAAUGAUGAUAAGCUUCUCGUUGUAGUUUUACAAACUCGUGCUCUCAAGCAAGUCUACACUUAUGAUCUGGUUACAAAAAAGAUAGACUAUUUUCAUGUGCCAAAGGAAGAAGAGUUUGAUUCGUUUAUGUCAGUGCGUGGGCGCUAUUUCGAGAGCUUGGAACUUGAAGAUCGAUAUGGGAAAUACUGAUCAAACAUGGAUAUGGGAGAUACUGAAACAAGUUUGUGUCUACUAUUAUACUAUAUUAAUAAUUUCCAAUUUUUCUAUUUCCUUUGGAUAGAGCAAGGGUGCUACAAAGUACUGAUUUAUGUUCCAUUUUAUUGUUUACUUUGAUUUAUUUUCUCCAUCUUUGAUUAAUUCAAAUGUAGAUCCCACAACACCUUAUAAAUAAGGCCUUCACAUCUACUAAAAUUGGAGGGAAAAAAGCAUUUCA
Nicotiana attenuata is the source of this 1642-nucleotide messenger RNA. Its product is annotated as putative F-box protein At3g20705. The transcript has 2 exons. NCBI's taxonomy places the organism in Eukaryota, Viridiplantae, Streptophyta, Magnoliopsida, Solanales, Solanaceae. The record is from RefSeq and is a predicted model, not a curated record. The coding region runs from base 322 to 1398 and encodes 358 amino acids. Gene Ontology annotation, molecular function: protein binding.